Zophobas morio is the source of this 1140-nucleotide messenger RNA. RefSeq names its product odorant receptor Or1-like. The record is from RefSeq and is a predicted model, not a curated record. Gene Ontology annotation, biological process: sensory perception of smell; detection of chemical stimulus involved in sensory perception of smell. NCBI's taxonomy places the organism in Eukaryota, Metazoa, Arthropoda, Insecta, Coleoptera, Tenebrionidae. Gene Ontology annotation, cellular component: plasma membrane. The transcript has 5 exons. The coding region runs from base 1 to 1140 and encodes 379 amino acids. Gene Ontology annotation, molecular function: odorant binding; olfactory receptor activity.
AUGGAAAAUUUCGACUGGAAAACCACAAUCAAAAUAAAUCUGUUCGUCUUGAGAACCGUAGGACUCUGGCCCAAAGAUAACGAAUUGUACAAACCGGACUUCUACACAGUUUACGCCUCUUUAGCAGCAAUUGUAAUAAUAGGUGGCCACAAUUUAUUCCAACUAAUCAACAUCUUAUACGUCUACAACGACAUAAAAGCUCUAACAAGAAUAAUAUUCGUAGCGACGACGAAUUUCCUGGCAGCUACGAAAAUGUACUUUUUUGUGCGAAAUCUGAAAAUGGUUAAACAGUUGUUUGUAAGAUUAAAUAGUGAACAGUUCCGGCCUAAAACCUUUGAACAGUUGAAACUUGUGGAGCCUACUUUAAAAGGUUGGAAAACAAUUUACGGUGUAUAUGUUACAAUUGUAUGCAGUAUUGUGUUCAUGUGGUCUAUUAACCCAUUUUUGACUGGUGGAGUCCAACAAUACGAACUACCAUUUGAUGCUUGGUAUCCAGUUCAAAUUACAGUGUCGCCAAAUUAUGAAAUUCUUUACGCCUAUCAGCUUGUGUGUAUUUGGCCUAUUAGUAUGGGUAACAUCAAUCUGGACAGUUUAAUUUUUGCUGUUAUGAUGUACAUUAGAACACAGUGCGAUAUUUUGUGUGACGACCUGAGAAAGCUCGAAGAUAAUGAAGCUUUUAAUAGAAAAUUAAUUAGUUGUAUUAGACACCACAAAGCCAUUUUACGUUUUGCUCAAGACAGCAACAAUUUUUUCAGCGUGAUAGCAUUAGGACAAAUGGCUACAAGCACGGCAGUUCUUGCUUUAACAAUGUUCCAGUUAACAUUCGUUAAUCCUGUCAGCGGUGAAGGUUUGGGUCAUCUUUUGUAUAUUACGGGAAUUACAGCCCAGAUUCUUCUAUACUGUUGGUUUGGAAAUAAAGUAGAACUUAAAAGUAGUCAAAUUAUUUACGCCUUGUAUGAGUCGAAAUGGUUUCAGCAACCGCCACCAGUUAAGAAAAAUUUUCUGAUUUUAAGCAUCAGGUGUCAAAGGCCUAUUAAACUGACAGCAAUUAAUUUGUUCACUCUUUCGUUAGACACUUUUAUCAAGAUUCUGCGAUCUGCUUGGUCGUAUUUUGCCGUCUUAUCAAGUGUAAAUAAGUAA